ACAGUACUAGAGUGUGAACCAGAUUAUUGGGCUUACUUCUCAAUUUUAUCAAUUUUAAAAAGGUUAGGUUACCCAAUGAUUAGAUCACUUUGGUACCAUGACCCUAAUUUAGUAGAUGACCUUAUUAGAUUAAGGUCUGACAUUGGGUGUAGGAGGAUGAUGUAUAUGUAUGGUAGGGUGCAUCUGUUUGUUGAACAUACAGUAGGGGAACAACCUGUAAUGGGAGAACUCAAUCCUUUGAUUGAGUAUCCUAUACAGAACGUGGGAGCAAAUGUUGGAGGGAAUGGUGGAGUUCAUGUGGAGGAGAUUUUUGAGGAGGUAGGUAAUGAGGGAAAUGUUGGGAAUGAGGGAAACUUAGGAGUUUAUGUGGAAGAGAUUUUUGAAGAGGGGGCUAAUGAGGGAAAUGGUGGAAUUAAUGUGGGAGAAUACUUUGAGGAGGAGGAAGUUAAUGUGGGAGGUGAUGAUGUAGAAGAGGUAAAUGAGGGAAAUGUAGUGGAAGGUGAUAUGGACUGUGGGGCCAAUGAUUAUGGGAAUAUGGGGCCCACUCUUGUGGAUGAUAGAGGGAAUCUGAUGCAGAAUAUGGGGGACACCGUGGUAGAAGAAAGUGAACAUGUGGGGCCCACUGUAGAUGGUGAGGGAAUAUUUAAUGGGCCAACAACUUUAAACAUGGGGAGUAAUGAAGUUGGGCCUUCUGGUGUAGUAAAUGAUUAUGGGCGUACUCAGUUUGGGGUACAUGAAGAAUAUAGGGAUGAGUAUGUGGAUGAGUUAGGUGAGCAAAGGGAAGACAGUGCACUAGAUACAGAUUUUUGGGACUCAGAAGAGGAGGUAGCUAAAGAAGAUGGCUUUGGUGAUGCUGUAGCACAAGAGGAAAGAGUGUUUGAUGAUAGGAUCUUUGAACCUGAACCAAAAACAGUUGCAGAUGAUAGGGUUGAAAGGGAAGUUGCUGAGCAAUGUUCUUCUGGUGUAGCUGAAGCAGAGCAAGGCACAAGACAAGCUAGUGAGAGUAGGUCAAAGGAAAAAGGUAAAGAGGCCAGUGGAAGUAAGCCUAAGAAGAAGAGAGGAAGACCACCAAAGCAACAAAAAAAAGUAAGUGAGACUGUUUUUAAAGAUCAUCUGAUAGUUCAGGGGAAUAACACAACUGAAGAAGGUGGACCAUUUGGUAUAUUGAGGGAUGGAGGUUUGAGUGAUGUUGAAGAGUAUAAUAGUGAUGAAUUAGACAGUGAGUGUGAAUCUGAAGAUGGAGAUGAGGGUCCUAGGGUUAAAUUCUCAACUUUUAAGUUGCUUGAUAACAUGAGAGAUUACAAAUGGGAGGUUGGAACAUACUUUGUUUCUAAGAAGGCAUUUCAAAAAGCAAUAAGAACAUAUGCCGUUCAUUAUGGAAGGAACCUUAAAUUCAGGAAAAAUGAUAAGAAGAGGGUGAGAAUGAUCUGUAAGGGCUCAAAGGGUAGCUGCAUUUUUGAGGCAUUUUGUGCUAAGAUUCCUAAAGAAGAAACUUGGCAAUUGAGAAAGAUCCAAAGGCUACACAGUUGCAGUAGAGUGUUUAAGGUUAAGAUGUUGAAUUCAGAUUGGUUGGGGAGUAAACUUAAUAGUAGAGUAAGAGAAGAGCCUGGUUUGAAGCUGACUACUAUUGUGAACAGAACUAUUGAGAAAUGGGGAUUGAAGAUAAACUUGAACAAGGCUUACAGAGCUAGAGGAAAAGAAAUUGAUAUGGUGGAUGGGUCAUUCAGGGAUCAGUAUACUAGGAUCUAUGAUUACACACAUGAGUUGAUGAGGUCAAAUCCUGAUUCUACUGUGAAGGUUAGUACUAUGCCAUAUCAAGGUACUGAAGAAGAUCUUGAGAGGCCUGGAGCAAACUUAUGUCCCCAUUUCCGAAGGAUGUAUAUUUGUUUGAAAGCCUGCAAAGAUAGUUUUUUUAAGUGUAGGAGUAUUAUUGGGUUAGAUGGGUGCUUCUUGAAGGGUUACUAUGGUGGGCAGUUGCUAGCUGCAAUUGGAAGGGACCCAAAUGACCAGAUGCUUCCAAUAGCAUUUGUUGUGGUUGAAGGUGAAACAAAGGAAUCAUGGAAGUGGUUUUUGGAACUCUUGAUUGGUGACUUAGGUGGACCCAGAUUAUGCAAGACUUACACCUUCAUUAGUGAUCAACAAAAGGGAUUGUUGCCUGCUAUGGAUGAACUACUUCCAGAUGUAGACCAAAGAUUUUGUGUGAGACACCUUUAUAAUAACUUCAGAAAGAGGUUUCCUGGAAAGAAGUUGAAGGAAUUAAUGUGGAGGGCAGCAAAAUCAACUUAUGAGAAUGCAUUCCUUGAUGUAAUGAAAGAGAUCAAGGAGAUUAGUGAGCCUGCAUAUGAUUACCUUAUGCUAAUUCCAACUAAGCAUUGGAGUAAGUGGAAGUUCUCAGGUGAUUCAAAGUGUGAUACUCUAGUCAACAAUAUGUCAGAAGCUUUCAACUCAACCAUUGUCAUUCCUAGACAAAAGCCAAUUGUUACCAUGUGUGAAGAUAUUCGUGUGUAUUUGAUAGAGAAGUGGGAAACAAAUAGGAAUAAAAUUACAAGGUAUGAAGAUGAUGUGCUCCCCAACAUAAAGAAGAGGCUUGCUAGAGAAUCUGCCUAUACUAAUGUCUGGCUGGUUAGGCGCAGCACUGAGUUUGAUUAUGAAGUGACACAUUUGAAUACAACUUGUUACAAGUACCAUGUCAAUCUCCAAAGGUGGGAAUGUGACUGUAGGAAAUGGUUAUUGAUAGGGUUGCCCUGCUGUCAUGCCAUCUCCUGCAUGAGGAACCAAGACCUCAAUGUCUAUGAUUUUGUUCCUGACAUUUACAAGAAGGAGAGGUAUGCAGCUUGCUAUGCUCCAAUCAUCUACCCUGCUAACGGACAGGCCUUAUGGCGCAGAACUGAGUAUAAUGAUCUCCAGCCACCUCCUAUCAGAAGGCAACCUGGUAGGCCAAAGAAAAAAAGGAACAAAGAAGCAGGUGAAUUGUUGAAUGAUGAUGGUCAACUUAGGAGGGCUAGAUGGGGAAUCAAAUGUAGCAGAUGCAAGCAGAGUGGACAUAAUAAGUCCACUUGCAAGCUCCCACUACCUCCUCCACCACCUCCAUCUGAGAACUCAUCAAACCCUACAUCUACUCAAGGUCCAAGUGCUCCACUAACUACUCAAACUCCACAAACUGCUCAAGCUCCUACUGCAGAAACUGCAGAAACUAAUCCAGCUCCUACUACUCAAAGGUCUACUAACACUCAAAGGAAUGUAACAACUCAAAGGACUGCUAGGACUCAAAGGACUGUUAACACUCAAAGGGAUUCUCAAACUGCACCCUCUGCUCAAGGUGCUGCUGCUACACAAGGUGCUGGUACACAAGCUGCACAAGCUGGAACUGGAGGUGGAAAACAAAGGAAGAGGAAGCAAAAAAAGAGACUAUCUACAUCACAACCAGAAGGUUCAAAUGGGAAGAAAAGGAAAACUUCUGUUAGAGUUGAGGGUUCUGUGUCAACCCAACAGUAG
Molecule: messenger RNA, 3495 nt
Organism: Medicago truncatula (barrel medic)
Lineage: Eukaryota; Viridiplantae; Streptophyta; Magnoliopsida; Fabales; Fabaceae
Exons: 3
Coding region: 76-3495 (1139 amino acids)
Molecular function (GO): zinc ion binding
Source: RefSeq, a predicted model, not a curated record